UAUCAAUAACAAUUACAGUGUUGUUUUGAGGACGGUGCUGCCCGCGCGUAGCAAAAUAAUUGCAUAAAAAACGGGAAACAAAUGCUAUUUUCAGAGUUUUGAUUACCAUUGUGUCGAAAUCAAUCGCGCGUGUAGACGUAGCGCCCACCGUCUGAUUCAUGCCAACGUCACACAUUAACUUUCCAGACACACACACGCACACAAACGCGUAUACACUGCUCGCCUGCGCUUCGCUGCGCGGUUGGACGACAACAACGACAACCACCGACCACAAAUUUUAUUUAUCAAAAACGUCAUUUGCGCUGAACACUCGAAUUUCAUAGUCUCGGCGACGGGGUAAUUACAGUGCAAUCGGAGGCGUUUGCUUGUUGUUGUUGUUGUUGUUGUUGUGGCAACUAGCCAGCAACUGUGUCGAGCCUGAGUGAAAACGCAAGAGAAGCCUUAAAUUGCAAAUAAAAGUUGACCAUUGGAAAAAACAAACUUGUUGCUCACUGCCGCGCCAGAGGCUGGGGCUGCGCAUUGUGAAAUUCAAUUCGAAGAACCAAACCAAUCAGAAAAUCAUCUCAGUCAAACUGGAGAAGUGGAAGAGAACUCGCAAUUCCACUAAAAAGAUGGACCAACGCCAGCGUAGUCCAGGGGGCGCUCCAUCAGCCGCAACACCCAACGCCGAUAAGCCCACAGUUCUGGAAGGCGUGAUGUCCAACAUAUUUGAUGGUCUGACUGACAAAGAUGAGCAAGUGCGUCAGGCCAUGCAGCAGGCGAUAGUGAAGAUUCUGGAGACGCAUCCAUUGCGUGCCACGCUCAUACUGACUGAUUAUCGCGCCAAAAACGCUAAGCUUAGCGAACAAACUGUGUCCAUGAUAUUGGAUUGCAUUCAUCGGGUGGUUGCCGCGGACACCCCGUUGCCAACGGCAGCUAAUGAAAAACUGAUUGCCCUGGCCUUAGAGGAACUGACACGCAGCGUGGAUCAGCAUGUGCCGUUAAUACAGAAUCCCUCAUUGCAUAUACUCGUGUGCAUUGGUCGGGGCGAUGACUGCAACCUGGUGGUUGAGGCACUGCAAGCGCACAGUGGCCCCUCGAGCACUGUGCCGCAUUUUAUGCUGAUGCAGUGCCUCGGCCAGCUGGCCAUGGCCAAUACGGCUGGGCUGGUGCCGCACAUCAAGACAAUAUUGGCGCGUUGUUUGCCACAUUUGGGCGGCAUUAAGCAGGAUCACGUCAAGCUGGCAUAUGCCUAUGCAAUCGGACGCUUUAGUGAGGCGCUUAUGGAACACGGCACCAACACGCCCACAGGCGAAGCCAAGGCGGCCGCCAAUUGCGCCACGGAAAUCAGCGUUGCCUACGACGUGCUCUUCAAUCAGUGGCUGCACUCGCGUGAGCCUAAGGUAUGCAUGGAGAUACUGCAGGCACUGUCCAGCAUGUAUCCGUUGUUGCCAAGCGAUCGGAUAUUGGACCAAGCGCCGCGGCUGGUGCCGCAAAUUCUGACGCUCUAUCGGCGCAGCGUCGAUCGCAAUGCAGUCACACAAUUUUUGUGUUCAGUGCUGAAAACGAAUCUCUUGAUGCACGCUCACGUCCUGGAUGGAGUAGUCGACGGGCUGAUAACGCACCUCUUCGAUUUAGUCUGCGUUUAUCCGGACUAUGAAAAGCCACAGACGGUCAAGGGCCACUACGAGGUGCUGCGCUGCUUUCAUCUGUUGGCAGGCAACUACGCAGCGAAGAUCAUGGAUACGCUGCUCAUCCAUCUGCGUAACAACAGCGAACGGGAGCGCAUCAAAUCGCUGCUUAUAUUGACGCACCUGCUGAACAGCUGUGCGGUGCACAUUGAAAGCCGCCUGCAGGCGCUCAUCGAGUGCCUCAAGCAGCUGAUAUUGGCCGAGCGCAGCGUCAAGAUGAAACUAACGCUGCUCAAGACCAUUGUGGCGCUCGCGCAGAAAUCGCUUAUCCGGGACAAAGAGUUUGUGUGGUUUGUGGUGCGUCACAGCUGCAAAUACAGCAAAAUUAGCCAGGAGCAUGGCACCCUGGAGGAGCAUGCCACCCUGGUGCUAAGUUGCGAGAAUACGCUAUUCAUGCUCGCCUCCACGGUGGGUACACUUGACGAGCUGCUCAAACGCGAGUUGCUCAACUAUUUUCUGCUAUUGGACUACACAGACAUUUGCGGCAAUCUGGCCAAGUGCUUAGCCAGCUUGUUUGCCAAAUCGCCGCACAUUGAGUACGACAUAGCCGACGAUGAGGACCAACAAUCGUCGCCAGCGGUAGCAGGUGGCGAAGCAGCGGCGCCAGCUGCUGAGGAUCGCGGAGGCGUGGUGAAGCGCGGCAAAGUGAUUGUGCCCAGCGCCGAAAGCAUCUAUGCACGCUGCUUGGCUCUGCUGGGCAAUCAGCAGUGCAUCAAACGUGCAUCGAACAUACUCAGCUUCCUUAAGUACUAUCAUCCGCAGCUAAAUCCAGCACUGGAGGAGCUCUGGAACCGCCGUAUCUCCGACAUGCUGCUGCACAUCAACAAGCCGCAGGCAUAUCUGCAGCAGCUGCAAGACUUCCUGCUGGAGACCAACGAGUUUUUGGGCGCACGCGAUGAGCAGUUUCCGCAGCGCUUGGCCAUCAAGCUGGGCGAUCAAAUGUAUUUGUAUCCCAUGCAGUUGCCGCACUCAGAGUGGCAGCUGCCGGAUCUGAGCGCCGAGCGGGGCAUGCUGCUGCAGUCUGUGGCGCUGACACUCUGUCAGGUGACGGAUGUCGCCUGCAUCCAUACCAAGAUAGAUUUGAUUGUAACAACGGCGCGACAGGAGCGUCUCGAUAAGCACAUCAAGCAUGCGGAAUACGAGCGACGCAUCGAGCCAUGCGCUCGGGCACUCGGCUAUAUAGCCCGACAACACUUGGCGCAUGUGAUCAAGAAGCUAUCGGAACUGGCGCAAAUGGGCGGACGCAAACAUUCAACGGGUUUCUUUAGCAAUCUGCACUUUAUAAAGGACACGCACAAGGAGCUAGAGAACUACAAGAGCAAUUUGCUGGUGGUGAAAGCCUUUGGCCGCAUCAUGGACGAGGCAGAUCCGUUGCAAUCGCUGCAGCAUCUAGAUGAUACCAUGCUCAACUUCUUAAUGAUACAACUGGCCGGUCACAAGGAUCAGACCAUUAUGUCGGCCAUACUACAAACGCUGCUUAGUAUUUGUAAUCAGCUAAUUGUCACCAAAGAACAACUGCCAGCUCCGCUCAAGCAUCGCAAGCAAAUCAUGGAAACUGUCUUCAGUAUACCCAUUGAAUCGCCCUUCCAUGACCUGCCAUUGCUGCCCACCAUUUUGAAGCUGGGCACAGAUUUCAUACGCAUCGGCGGCAGCGAUAGCUCUGAGUGCGUGGACGGCAGUAUCAUCUUUGAAAUAGCUUGCAAAAACUUUUUCGGCUGCGCCAGGCAGUUGAAAAUGAAAUUUGAUUCGCAGGAGGAGGAUGAGCACAACAGCUUUCUUGCCAAGCAUCUGAACGAAUCGCUGCCACAGCUUAAUGCACUGGUUCGCGCCAUUGUUGAACUGGAUCCGUCACCCUCAACGCUGGAUCUGAUCAUUGGCAUACUGGAGUGCUGGAUGCGGGACAAGAACUCAGAGGUGCGCAUCUGCGCCAGCCAUGUGCUAAAUAACACACUUGAGGUAUACAUUAAGUCCAUGAAAAUUGGCGGCUGUGAGGCGCCCUCCAAGUUCAAUCAGACUGGCCAAAUGCUAGGCAAAAUUGUGCCCCGUUGCAUCGACUCCAAUGGCACCGUGCGCCAGGUAUCAGUGGACAUACUGCAAAAGACGCUGGAAAUCGCCUGCAUCUAUGAGACACUGACCAUAGCGAGUAUUGACAGCAGCGCCGAAUGGCUAAAGGAGAUUGAAUCCAUCAAGGAGCACAUCAUCACGGAUGAGCCCAAGCAAAUCUAUAAUCUGGCUGGCGAUAUUGCUAAGAUUAUAGCGCAACGCAUUUCCAGUUUCCAGUAUCUGCAAUUCUGUAAAACUCUGUUGCAGUCCCUGCGCGAUCCGGAACAGAGCUCCACCAUUGGCGCUAGUGUUGUCCUAAAGUUCUUCAUACAGCAGAAGGGCUCAGAGCUAUUCCAUGCCGUACCCGAUCUGGUCAAGGACAGUCUGGUGGCGCUGCAACUGUGCGAUGUGCCGCGUGCCAAGUCAGGCGUACUUAAGGCCCUGGUGGCUUUGACCAAGCACCAUCCGAAGCUCGUCUGCGCGGAGAUGCUGCAACAGCCGCUGCCCUACGAUGAGCAUCUGGUUGAGUAUUGGCAUCUGGUCUGCAAUGAUACGGAGCUCACCGGCCUUAUGCUGGACAACUUUUUGCAGCUGCUCAGCGGCGCCUGCCUGCACGAACCGCAGGAUGCGAGUAGCAUGCCACACGAUCGCCAAAGAUUGGCAAGCGUUCAGCCGUUUGCCAUAUUUUGUGCGCUGCACGAGAUGCUGCCCUGCAAGGACAUACAUGAUCAAUUGAAGGCGAGAUUUGCAGAGAUGUUCAGCAUGCUGUUGACUUCACUGUCCAGCUAUACGAAUCUGGCCGCACCCAUGCCAGCAGCCCCGCCGGCAAGUCCCAGCCAGCCGAAUAAGUCAUCCAGCAAGUUUGGAUUUGUGCCCAACAAGGAGCUAAUCAAACUGAAUCCCUGCCAAAUAGCACUCGAAACAUUUCAGGCAUUCCUCAACAAUUUGGAGAUGGAGCAAAUUGCCACCGUGCUGACGGUUAAUACCCAACUGGCUGCCAGCACGGACUGGCACAGUUACAUUGAGCUAUUGACCCCGAUGGCCAUUGGCCUGGCCAAUCAGCUGCAGCUAACCAGCCCAGGCAUGCGUCAGCUGGUAAAUGCUUUAAGCAAGUACGUGGCCUCGCCCCAUGAUGGCCAGCGCGUUGCAGCCGUUGGCCUAUAUUCGCGCCUUGUGCCGCUCAAGCCGUGCGGCGAACUGGCCAGCUGCCUAAUGCUACAUCUGGGUGCAGCUCUAAGCGAUCCCAAUGCGGUUGUGCGCGGCCUCAGUCUGCAGGGCAUGGGCUAUGUGGGCCAGCUGGGCGAGCACGAGUCACCGCGCUAUUCGGAGAUGGCAAUACAGGCUCUGCUCAAGGGUGUCGACGAUACGGUUGGCGAAUGUCUAAUCAAUGUACCGCUGGAGAGCAUGCGCGGACUCUCACGCAUUUUACAGGCAUUGCCCAGUGAUCGAGUCGAGCCCUUUCAUGUCUCGCUGGCCAUACGCAUACGUCCCUUCUUUGGCAGCUAUUCGAUGGAAAUGCGCGAGGCGGCAAUUAUUCUAUUUGGGGAUUUGUGCGAAUCAAAACAUGAUGACGGCAGCAGUUCGCCAACGUCAUCGAUGGAGGCACUACGCGAACAGCUCUUUGCCAAUCUAUUUCCGCUGCUGCUCCACCUGAGCGAGAGCGAGCCGGCCAUUGCCUCCGCUUGCAAAGGCACCCUAAGACGUGUCUGCCGCCUGCUGCGCGCUGUACGCGUCAAUGAGAUUGCCCAGCAGCAGCUCGUGAGCGACGCGGAUCAGCAGCGUCCACUUAACUACAGCAACUUUAUCGUAGAUUUUGUCAAAGUGAUCGCACUGGAACUGACCGAACACAUCCAGGACUUUAUAGACUCGUGCAUGCCCAAGCUGCGUAGCCAGUGGCCAGAAGUGCGCGGCAGUGCGGCCAUUGUUAUCGGCAUACUGCACAAUUUCCUUAGCGAGCGGAAUGCACAAACCGAGUCUGUAGCCGGCAAGAUUGCAGUGUUGCUCAAGGAUGAGCAUGUGACGGUGCGCGUGCGUGCUGCCCAGGCGCUGGGCUAUUUCUUUGGAGACAUCUAAAAUGGGAGCAUCUAGUGCGCCUUCAGGCUACAUGCACUGGGACCAAUAUAAACGCAAAUCUGAUCUUAACUUAGUAUAAACACACACCAGCAGUCGUAUUUUAUGAUACACAUUAAAUUUAGUAUUUCUCCAAGUGUGAUCCCGCAUGCGCUUAGCAUGGACGUCUAACCUUCAUGUAUCCUUAUUAUGUUUGAUAAUCGUUUAACUGUUUGUUCUGUUAUUCGUAUGUGUGUAAGCAUAUAUGUAUAUAUAUAUGCGUAUAUUACAUGUAUGGAAAUCGUUAUUAUUCUGUUUGGCAUAUUUCUUGUAUAUAAUAUAUAUAUAUUUAUAUAAGGUAUGAUUGUUAUCCCAGUAUAUUUGAAAACGCGACACAUUUGGUCUUGUGCACGACCAUAACAUAGCCGAAGACAAUACCUUGGACUUGUUUCUCAAUAGAUCUUAAUUUGUGCACGAGCUUCAGCUUUGUGUCAAUUAUUUGUACUUUCCAGUAACCAAAACUUUUUUAGCAUCUAAGUCUAACUCUUAGCACAAGAUCAAAUGCUCCUCUGUCAGCGAGCUGUUAUUUUAAUUCCAACAUGUUAUUUGUGUACCUUUAUUAACGCUUAUAAAAACCAAAUACAUAAAAAUAAAUAAAUCCUA
Messenger RNA from Drosophila virilis, 6425 nucleotides. RefSeq names its product maestro heat like repeat family protein c11.1 (gene c11.1). The record is from RefSeq and is a predicted model, not a curated record. NCBI's taxonomy places the organism in Eukaryota, Metazoa, Arthropoda, Insecta, Diptera, Drosophilidae. Gene Ontology annotation, cellular component: cytoplasm.